This is a messenger RNA of Trichosurus vulpecula (common brushtail), 792 nucleotides long. RefSeq names its product leukocyte immunoglobulin-like receptor subfamily A member 5. NCBI's taxonomy places the organism in Eukaryota, Metazoa, Chordata, Mammalia, Diprotodontia, Phalangeridae. The coding region runs from base 1 to 792 and encodes 263 amino acids. The transcript has 5 exons. The record is from RefSeq and is a predicted model, not a curated record.
AUGACCCACCCCCUCUCUAUCCUGCUGUGCCUCGGGCUGUGUCAGAGCCAGAGGAUGAGGGCACAGGCAGACAUGCUCCCCAGACCCUCCCUCAGGGCAGAGAAUAGCUCUGUGGUGCCCCAAGGGAGAAGUGUGAGGCUCAGGUGCAGGGGGUCUUUAGAGGCUUUUAACUACCGUCUGGAGAAACACCAAGGGUCUAGAAGGAUAUGGAUACUGGAUGCGAAACCCUCUGGAACAGAGGGCAAGUUUCACAUGCCAGUAGUGACAGUGCAACACGCAGGGACCUACUACUGCCGCUACAGACACUCAUCCUUCUGGUCAGAGCCCAGUGAUGCCCUGGAACUGGUGGUGACAGGCCUGUAUGAUCCACCCUCCCUCUUAGCCCUGCCCAGCUCUGUGGUGUCCCCAGGAGAUGAUGUGACACUCCAUUGUCAGUCAGAGGAAUGGUAUAACAUGUAUGUCCUGUACAAGGAUGGAGAAGAGAUCACCCGCGGCAUGGCCCAGAUCCAUGGAAUGGGGUCACAGGCUACCUUUCAUGUCUCUGCUCGGACCUCUACCCACAAAGGAACUUACCAAUGCUACAGUUUUCAAAGUCACAUCCCUCAUGAGUGGUCAUCCCCCAGCAAUGCCUUGGUGCUCAGGGUCACAGAUCCUGCCCCCCAGGAUUACACUGUGGGCAACCUCAUCCGCCUCAGCCUGGCUGGGCUGGUUCUCUUCCUCCUUGGGGUCCUGCUGGCUGAAGCCUGGCACAGCCAGAGGGGACCACUGAGCAGGAGCUCCAGGAAUCCCUGA